Molecule: messenger RNA, 456 nt
Organism: Protopolystoma xenopodis
Lineage: Eukaryota; Metazoa; Platyhelminthes; Monogenea; Polystomatidea; Polystomatidae
Source: the annotation of a GenBank genome assembly
GCUUCUAGUGUCGGUAACGCUGGCUCAACUGGAAUGCGAACCGAGAGUAGUCGCUCUGCCGUUCUCGGCGAAGGUCUGGCGCGCUGCCUUAUCAGUCAGGGCCAUCUUUUGCCGUUGCCUGGUCACAUUUGCCCAAUAUACUGGGCCUGGGAUCAUGCACUCCAACUGAAUCCUUUGCCAGACCUUCUGGUCGUCGUGGAACCGGAUGCUGUGGCCCAGAUCCCAGAAUUUGCAUCAGUCGGUAACCGCUUGACUUCCUCGCCCGAAUGGGCAGCCGGCUGUUGUCUCGUCAAUCCAGGUCGUUUCGGACGCCGACUGGUAAAGUCGCACCGACCUGAUAUUGCAGUUGAUGUUGAAACUGACGAUGAUCGGACUAAUAGUGCGUCUGUUGAGUACUCCUUUAAGGUUUUCUAUCCAUAUUCGGGAUUGGUGGAGAAUAGUCGGCUGCCGGACUAA